GACAGUGACUUGGUCGUUACCGAGUCUGUUCGUUUCUUCCACCACCGCAACGAUGUCCAUCCGCGGGAGCAACUCGCUGCCUUUGAGCGACGACGUAAUAGAGCAGAUAUUCCACUUUUUGCCAACCUUCUCCUCUCUUCAAUCAACCAUUCGAGUGUGCAAAGCUUUCCACAGGAUCUUCAAUACUCAUCCGAAGACUAUAGUGCGAAGGGUGGCGUAUAACGUUGCUGGGCCAGCUCUUCCGCAAGCCAUGAGAUUACUUCGGUAUAGAACAGAGGAUGAUACAGAUUCGUCUUCUUCCGAGGAGUCAGUGCAUCCGGACGAUGAGGUUCUGUCCGACUAUGGACCUGUAUCGAAUUCAGCAGCCGAGACGACUAACGGGCCUCCUCUUACGCAAUCCGAGACGAAGAAGUUGAUAAAGAUUGCCCGAGUAGCAAGUAAACUGGAGGAUCUGUUCAGUUUCAGACAUAAAAAUCGGUCGUCGAAAGUCAACAAAUUGGCAUCAAUGGAAUCAUGGCGUUUUCGUCGAGCUAUCUAUCGUCUUAUGCUCUUCUCUCGUGUUUUCCCUGGUUCCAAGUACGGCUUCCCCAGUGACGACGAAGGCGAAGACGAUGAUGAUGAUCCGGACGCAAAUUUCAAGAGAAUUCGCGAGGAUAGACAAGCGAGGAAAGAUUUCAUAGAAGACUUUUUCACGGAGGAAAUCCUUGAAAUGUAUGCCGUUACGCACUUUCUUGUCGAGACGGCGGAAUGGGUAUCGCUGGCGCAAAUCGGAUCUGUUGGCCCGACUUAUUUCGGUGACGUUGCUUUGUGUGCUGGACCAGGAGCGAUACUUGAAUCAUAUGAACAAGGAUUAGUGAUUCCCAUUCAGGAUGCUGCCGAAGAAAUGAACAUAGUUGAAGAAUUAAUCGCAGAAUAUAUCGAACAUCCCCUUUGCACUGUUCUGGAGGCGACCAAAACUGCCAUACCUGCGAAAGACAAAACCCUCUGGAAUAAGAUCUUGAGCUCCGUCGAAGGAGAAAGCGACGUCUGCAAGCGAUGCGGUGCAGCUGAAGGUUUGAACUUGUGGUCUGAAUCAAACUGGGAAUACCUUCGCGGAGUGCCUACGUUUACCAUCAAUCAGAUUCACCAGUACCUUAAGGGUCUACUACCACAGAGCUUUACUGAAAUCGCAUUCUUGCGGUUGCAGCUUCAACCUACCAACCAACCCGCUCCGUACAUGAACAUGGUGGCUGAGCUCUUCGACGUCAAAAGACCUGAGUUUGAGGAUUGGCAUAAAGAAGAUCUCUUAUGCACAUCAUGUUUGAAGAUAUUUAUCGGCGAACAUCUGCAUCUUUGGUUAUUGGAGAGAAAGCGCGCAGCUGGCAGACAAAUACCGGAAGAUUGCUGGUAUGGAUAUAACUGCCGAACGCAAACUCACAGACGGGAGCACGCGGAGAAACUCAACCAUUUGAGCGUUCCAACACGGGGUUAAAUGUUCCAACUACUCUAUAAUCAAGCCAAAUGUCUUGACAUGAACUCUUUCGUGUAUAUUUAUUACAAUGUAUUCAUACUAUAUUCAACUGCCUUGUUAACCCGUGUCUUGAUGAAUGCUU
Desarmillaria tabescens is the source of this 1592-nucleotide messenger RNA. RefSeq lists its product as uncharacterized. The transcript is spliced from 6 exons. Bases 53 to 1471 code for a protein of 472 amino acids. The record is from RefSeq and is a predicted model, not a curated record. Gene Ontology annotation, molecular function: protein binding. NCBI's taxonomy places the organism in Eukaryota, Fungi, Basidiomycota, Agaricomycetes, Agaricales, Physalacriaceae.